CACACGGACACACGGACAGAGAGACUCAACAUGGACGGCUGUCUCUUGGCCACAGUGCUCUCUCUGCUGCCAGCCUUCCUGGGAGCCCAGGGCUCAGCCGACGACAGCUGGUCCAUGAAGGUGCCACCGGAGGUGCGUGCGACCGAGGGCUACCCGGUGGUGCUGCCCUGCUCCUUCAGCCACCCCAACCACACCCCUCACUCCUCCCUGCUGGUGGCCUGGCGGCAGGGCACCACCCGCCUCUUCCACUGCACCACCCACGCCGGCCAGCAGGCCUGCGAGGCCUCCCCCCACCAGGACCCCCGCUACCGGCUGGAGGGGAACCCGCGGGAGCACGACCUCUCCCUGCGCAUCAACAACGCCGCCCUGCAGGACGGAGGCCGCUACUACUGCCGCGUGGAGGUGCCGGGGCACAAGCACGCCAGCUACGAGGACAGGAUGGGCACGCUGCUCCGGGUGGAGGCACCGCCGCGUAUCCUGUCCCUGUCGGUCCAGGGCAGCGAGGACUCGGGGUUCAGGGCGCAGUGCGAGGUGGAGGGAUCCCCUCUUCCGGACAUCCAGUGGGUCUCCCCGGAACACCUGCUGCUGGAGGGGCUGGAGGUGGGCCGGCCCCCCGGCCAGGGCUCCUCCCCCUCCCAGGGCUCCUCCCCCUCCCGGCACCACGCCGUCAGCCAGCUCCCUGACAUCCGCCCUGGGCAGCAGUACACCUGCAGCGCCACCAACCCCCUGGGCAGGGAGCAGGCCACGCUGUACCUCCUACCCCCCAGGAGGGAGGCCUGCCCAGGGGCCACCGGCCCUCCUCUCCUGCUCCUGCUCUCGCUGUCCCUGGGGGCCAAGGCCCUGCUGCUAGGGGGGGUGGGGGUGUGGGCGGUGCAGGGAAGGGCCUCGUCUGGCCCCAUCUGUAGGUGGAGGUGA
Messenger RNA from Gadus chalcogrammus (walleye pollock), 915 nucleotides. Its product is annotated as sialic acid-binding Ig-like lectin 15. Lineage: Eukaryota; Metazoa; Chordata; Actinopteri; Gadiformes; Gadidae. The record is from RefSeq and is a predicted model, not a curated record. Gene Ontology annotation, cellular component: plasma membrane. The transcript has 3 exons. Gene Ontology annotation, biological process: regulation of actin cytoskeleton organization; regulation of osteoclast development; regulation of bone resorption. The coding region runs from base 31 to 915 and encodes 294 amino acids.